UUUUUGUCCAUUUUGCCGUGCUCACUUCGUCACUCUCACCGUCUCCUCGCAUCCCCGCCAGUACCGCCCCCCUCCUCUCUUCAAUGUCAAAUACCCUCUCUCGCAUGCCUCCUCCUCUCAAAAACCCUAACUUCCUUCACUUCCUGUUUUCCCAAAAUGUCGUCCCACUUCCUCUCUAAUUCCCCUUCUACCCCUACCACCAAGGCCUCCGAUCGCCAAAACGACACCUCCGUUUCUCUCCCCUCAACCUCCACCUCAUCUUCUAUUUCCCCAGAUAUGUGGAAUUACCUUUGGAUCCCUUUCUUAAUCUCGCUCUCUAAAGAGCUAACCCUAGCUCGAUCAGCAACAGCUAUAACUUCUCCUUCGAUUCUCCUCCCGAGUCAACUCGUCGAUGACUCGCCUUCGGCGCCUAGGUGUCCGGCGUCCGACACAAAUCUGAAUUACCGUCCGGUGAUUGGAAUUUUGAGUCAUCCGGGGGACGGUGCCUCCGGGAGGCUUAAUAACGCGACGAACGCUUCGUAUAUUGCGGCGUCGUACGUGAAGUUUGUCGAAUCAGCUGGUGCUAGGGUUAUUCCAUUGAUUUAUAACGAGCCAAGAGAGAUUCUUUUUGAGAAGCUCAAUCUGGUAAAUGGAGUGCUCUUUACUGGAGGUUGGGCUAAAACUGGUUUGUACUUCGACACUGCGAAGGCAAUUUUCAAGGAAGUUUUAGCAAGGAAUGAUGCAGGCUUCCAUUUCCCAGUGUAUGCCAUCUGCUUAGGCUUUGAAAUUCUGACAAUGAUCAUUAGUGAGGACAAUCAAAUUCUGGAAACAUAUAAUGCAACUGAUCAGGCUUCUACUCUUCAAUUUAUGGAAAACAUAAGUAUCGAAGGAACUGUGUUUCAGAGAUUUCCUCCAGUUUUGCUUAAAAAGUUGAGUACAGAUUGCCUAGUCAUGCAAAACCAUCAUUAUGGCAUCUCACCACAACGGUUUCAGGAAAAUGAACAUCUAUCUAGUUUCUUUGAGAUCCUGACUAAUAGUGCAGAUGAAGAUAACCAGGUUUAUGUCUCCACUGUACAAGCACGCAACUAUCCUGUGACUGCCUUCCAAUGGCAUCCCGAGAAAAAUGCUUUUGAAUGGGGGUUAUCAAUGAUUCCACACUCAGAGGAUGCCAUUCAAGUGACCCAACAUGUUGCCAACUUCUUUGUUAGUGAAGCUAGAAAGUCCUUGAACAGGCCACCUGCUCGGAGGGUACUUGACAAUUUAAUUUACAAUUACAGUCCCACAUUUUGUGGGAAAGCUGGGAAGGGAUAUGAUGAAGUUUACAUCUUCGCAGAACCAGAAACACCGAACAAUACGAGGUGUGCAGUGCAUGGUAAUUGUCAUGGACGUGUGAAGUUGUAAAUAUUUAAGACUCAGCACUGAAGUCUGAACACAUAAAUUGUAUCAUUGUCGACAAUGUAAAGCUUAAGAUCGAACUGAACUAAGUGCAUUUGUUAAUAAUUCAAGACAUGAUGGUUUGUGUUCGCAAA
Populus euphratica (Euphrates poplar) is the source of this 1508-nucleotide messenger RNA. Its product is annotated as gamma-glutamyl hydrolase 2-like. The record is from RefSeq and is a predicted model, not a curated record. Gene Ontology annotation, biological process: tetrahydrofolylpolyglutamate metabolic process. The transcript is spliced from 10 exons. Bases 157 to 1380 code for a protein of 407 amino acids. Lineage: Eukaryota; Viridiplantae; Streptophyta; Magnoliopsida; Malpighiales; Salicaceae. Gene Ontology annotation, molecular function: gamma-glutamyl-peptidase activity. Gene Ontology annotation, cellular component: vacuole.